This is a messenger RNA of Archocentrus centrarchus (flier cichlid), 4246 nucleotides long. RefSeq names its product Sin3A-associated protein a (gene sap130a). Gene Ontology annotation, biological process: negative regulation of transcription by RNA polymerase II. Lineage: Eukaryota; Metazoa; Chordata; Actinopteri; Cichliformes; Cichlidae. The transcript has 21 exons. Gene Ontology annotation, cellular component: Sin3-type complex. The record is from RefSeq and is a predicted model, not a curated record. The coding region runs from base 156 to 3305 and encodes 1049 amino acids.
CCUACUCUGAUUGGCCAAGUAGGCGCAGUCCUUUCUCAGCGGUCUUCCGGCUUACAUGUUGAGGGUGAAAAAAAAGAAAAAAACGAAUGGAAAAAUUGUAAUCCACAAAACGAGUAUUUCCCAGUAACUCAUCGAUACGGUCAUAAAUAGUUAAAAUGAGCUCUCAGCAAUUCCCACGACACGGGCUGCCUGCUUCCAGCGGGGGAGCACCUCAGAUCUCAGGUGCUGCAAACCUGGUGCCUGUCAAUCAACCGUCAAACGCUUCAGGUGGUAGUGGUGAUGCAGACAGCAGUCGGGACGGUGACCACGGUCAGCAGGAUCAUCCGCCCGCCGGGGGUGGGGGAACCUUGACGUUUAGAGAUGACAAACAGGAGACCAUGGUGGUCAGACCGUACCCGCAAGUACAGACGCAGCACGGCCAACCUCCAGCUGCCACCCAAACCAUGCCCAUUCAGUCUGGCACGCCUGCCCCCUCUGUCCACCUCCCACAGGGCCAGACUACAGUGCUCACGGAGCCCCAGAUGAAGGCAGUCUUGAAGUCACCGAUGCCAAGUCGUCUUAUUGCUCCAGCACCAGCUUCCAACCAGGCGCAUAUGCCCAUACCCCCCAAGGUGCCUAGUCACAUAACAGUCACCAUAGAGAGCAGCAUCGCUACCACCCCGUCUAUCCCUGUGGCAACCAUCAGUGGCCAGCAGGGUCACCACCUGAUGCCGGUGCCAAACAUUCAGAUCAUCAGGACCCCUGCAGUUCCUCCCCAGCCCUUCCCAUCACAUUUACCUCGAGGGGCUGCUGCAGCAGCUGUCAUGUCCAGCUCCAAAACUGUCUUACGGCCAGCCACUGGAGCGAGUGCGGGCACCGCCCAGCCUACUGUGCCGCACAUCAUUCACCAGGUGAUUCAGUCCCGACCUCCUGUAACAACCUCUACAGCUGUCCUACCUACUGUGGUGGCUCCCAUCUCAGUCACAAGAACUCAGUCUCCAGUUAUUAGUCAGGCAGUCUCGCACUCUCCAGAGGUGAUACAUGGGCGUCCAGGAAUGACCAUUCACCCCCCUCCAGCCACCGUCAGCAUCCAGAGGCCUCAGACGACCCGUGACGCGGCCACACGGAUCACUUUGCCGUCACACCCUGCAGUCGGCGCUCAGAAGGCCCAGCCGCCACACACUAUGACACAGAAAUCCAUAUUCAGUACUGUGACACCAGUAGCUGCAGCAACUGUGGCACCAAUUGUUGCCACAAACACUGUGCCAUCAACAACCACAAUAGGCGCCGUGACACACACACCAAUGACCAGUAACACGAUUGUCACCAUGACGAUGGCCUCACACUCCUCUCAUGCUACAGCAGUGACCACCUCCACCAUCCCUGUUGCUAAAGUGGUCCCUCAGCCCAUUGCCCACUCUUCAUCCCGCGUUCAGCCUGACUACUCAGGAGAGAGAGCCAACCUCAUCCCCAUCCCAGGCCACAGGUCUUCUCCUAACCCCGUCACCAUGGAAGCCCGAAGUGACAACAGGCCUUCUGUGCCAGUGCAGUUCCAGUAUUUCCUUCCUACAUACUCCUCAUCAUACCCUCUGACACACACCUACACCCCCAUCAGCAGCUCUGUGUCCACCAUCCGCCAGUACCCUGUUACUCCUCAAGCACCCAGUUCAGCGCUGCCAGCUCAAGCAGGAGUGGGUGUGGCGACCACUGUGCACCUGAACCACAUGCAGCUGAUGGCAGUGGACCGCAUCGGUCUGCCGUCUGCACAGAUCAGCACCCAGGGGAUCCAGCAAGCGCCGAUCGCAGCGCAGGGCAUUCAGCCCGCACCGAUAGGCGUUCAGGGCCUGCACACGUCUGCGUCGAUCACCACACAGGGAAUACAGCAGGCGCCGAUCGUCACUCAGCAGCAGCAGCAGCAACCGCAGCCUGAAGCGAAGCCUGGGGUUGUUUUGGCUGAUGGCUUUGUAGCGAGCCCCAUCAGCAGCACCUUCAGCACCACCCAGCCGGGAGCCACCAUGGUGCAGGCCCACACCCAGGGGGGAGGAGUGGGAGGAGCUCCCACGCUGGUCUCCUCCCCAAGACCCAGCAUCCUUCGCAAGAAGCCCGCCAAUGAAACGUGUGUUCGUAAGAACCUGAUCCCCGCCCAAACUAGUGAAGCCAGUACUGGCAGAAUCGACAGCGGCGUGAGAGGAGCGGGAUCGCCCCGGCCUGCUGGAGUGAAACCCAAAGCUGAGGUGCACAUGGCGGUGGCCCCCCCUGUCAUGGCUACUGUAGAAGCAUUGCCUUCUCAGGGCGGAGAGCAGCAGGUGGCGUCCUCAAACACCCAGCACCUCGCUCAAGCCAUCCCCACCAUUCUCGCUACACCCGGCCCCGUGCCUCCCUCCCAGCCUUCCACCGUCCUCUCCUCGCUGCCGGCCGCCAUGGCUGUGACUCCCCCUGUCCCCGCCUCAAUGGCCAACACUGUGGCCUCCCCCACCCAGCCUGCCGCCAGCAGCACCGCGGCAUGUGCCGCGAGCUCCGUCUGCCCAGAUGUGAAAAUCAAGCAGGAAGUGGAGGCGAUGGACUCCUCCCAGCCAGAUCCCAACGCCAAUAUGUCCUCAGCCCCAGCCCUCACCACGCAGGCCUCCACCCUGAGCGCUCCAGCCACAGGAGAUCUGAUCCCCGGAGCCUCCCCCAGGAAGAAGCCCCGCAAGCAGCAGCACGUCAUUUCCACCGAGGAGAGCGAGAUGGUCGAGACCAACAGCACAGAUGAGGAGAAGACCCCGGGCAGGCCCAUCACCGGCAGGGCCGAGAGGCGGGAAUCUCCACCGAGGGAGUAUGUCGAUGAAGAAGGAGUGCGUUACGUGCCAGUAAGGCCCCGCCCACCUAUUACCCUUUUGAGGCACUACCGUAACCCCUGGAAAGCUGCUUACCACCACUUCCAGAGAUACAGCGACAUCCGGGUCAAAGAGGAGAAAAAGGGCACCUUGCAGGAUAUGGCCAAUCAGAGGGGAGUGGCAUGCAGAGCACAGGGCUGGAAGAUUCACCUGUGUGCUGCACAGCUCAGGCAGCUGUCGAGUUUGGAGCACGAUGUGUACAGCCGCCUCUCCACCCUUCAGGAGGGUCUGAUUCCAAAGAAGAGGGCCGGCGCUGAUGAUGACCUUCACCGAAUUAACGAGCUAAUACAGGGUAACAUGCAGCGCUGUAAGCUGGUGAUGGACCAGGUGACGGAGGCCAGAGACACCAUGAUGAAAGUGCUCGACCACAAGGAGAAAGUGCUGAAGCUGCUCAACAAGAACGGCACCGUCAAGAAGUCCUCCAAACUGAAGCGCAAAGAACGGGCGUGAGAGGGGCCCGCUCGUCUGUCAGUGAACCACCGCCGUCGCCCUGCCUCUCUCUCGGUGAAGGGGUGAAGGAGCUGCUCAGAGUUUCGGUGCUAUGAUUUGCUGCAUACAAUCACACGCACCCUCCCUAUCUGCAACACAGAGGAGCAACUGGAGGGCUUCGAGGAACUGGUUCUCCUUCAAAACAGGAACACUGCAGGUUGCAUUAGAGUGGCCACCCGAUGGCCACUGUACCCCCCCUUUCCUUCCUUCCUUCCUUCCUUCUAAUGUACGAAGACCCCCCCCCCCCAAGAUCAUUUUUACUAACUUAGUUUCUGCCUCUUUUAAAACAUUUGGCACAUUGUGUAUCAGUGAUAUUUGGCUCUAAAAGCAGGUGCAGAAGUUUUAGUAAAUACCUGAGAGGUAUCCACCGGAGCCAAUCAGAAUCAUCUAAAAGGACUCCUUUAGCAAACUGUGUAAACGGACUAAUGUCAGUCGUGCUCUUUUCAUCAGUCUGUGCCUUCAUUUUGUCAGUGUAGGUGAGACGGCCGGCCGAGCGGCUCCACGCUGUUUAAAUGCUGUCAAACUGUCAUUCACAGAAAAGUUUCAGGUCACUUCUCCUGCUUCUUUUUUUUAAUCCAGCUGCUGCAGUUUUUCAGUUCAUAUGUUUAAAAAAGACCUUUUAUCAGCCACAGUUUAGGUGUAAUCUAAAAAGUGAGAAAUAUUUCAAACUGCCAUCAGAUCUCCUCUUAACCCAGACUACAGAGAGCGAGCGGUGUGAACAGCGGACUGUAUCCAUGUAAAUCACUGUAAAUGCGCUUCUGUUUUCCAUCGACCUCCUUCUUUUCCAGUUUUGUACUCGCUGAAACAUUUUGUGUGCUGUGUGACGCGCCGCUUCGUGCUGCAGAGUGUAACGAGUCCGAGCUGAAGUGAGCCUGAAACACCCAGACGUUGUACAUUGUUUU